Molecule: messenger RNA, 3585 nt
Organism: Oncorhynchus masou masou (cherry salmon)
Lineage: Eukaryota; Metazoa; Chordata; Actinopteri; Salmoniformes; Salmonidae
Product: heparan-sulfate 6-O-sulfotransferase 3-B-like
Exons: 2
Coding region: 465-1739 (424 amino acids)
Cellular component (GO): membrane
Molecular function (GO): heparan sulfate 6-sulfotransferase activity
Source: RefSeq, a predicted model, not a curated record
ACGUUUCUCCAGUAACCUCCUGCCUACAUGCAUGUUUGUGGUGCUGAAUUUAAACAGACGGGAUUGUUUCGCGAGACGUAAAUUGUCAUUUUGUGGGAUCAGAAUGAAACAUUUUGAAUGGCUCGCUUCCACUUAAAAUUCAAGUACGAGGGACGUUAGUAUGCAGCACCGUCUGUGAAGUUCCGACAACCAACAAGGGAUAUGUAACCGAAAUAUGACAUGCUUUUUUUGUUGCAAAACCUGCCUUGUUUUAAAUGAUCUGCGUUGAUGAAUAUGAAUGCCGUAUCCUUAAAACAUUAAGGUAGGCUACAUGUUUAGACCAGAAUACGCUUUUUGAUAGGUCUUGUCCAUCAACAUGUGGCACUUUGAAGGUCCGUAGACAUUAUUAUGAUGAAUCAAGAAGCAACUACUGAAAGGAUAAUGUGUAAUAAUUCACACUAAUAUGAAAACACCUUAUUGUUAUAAUGGAUGAGAAAUCCAAUAAGCUGAUCUUAGUUCCUAUUUUAGCUGUUCUUUUUGUAAUGAUAGGCUAUCAAUAUAUCUGUCCAGCUGGCAGCAAUUCUUGCCACUUUAAUACUGGGGAUAAAUUGAGAGGGGCCAGUCUACUUUCUACCCAAUAUCGGACAAACGAAGACUUUUACACAGAACUGGAGGAUGACAGCCCUCCGAAAUUGCCAUCAAAAUUCAACUUUACUGAACGAGACCUUCAGCGGCACGUGGAUUUCAAUAUCAAAGGAGACGAUGUUAUAGUGUUUUUACACAUUCAAAAGACUGGUGGAACCACGUUUGGAAGGCACUUAGUUAGGAAUAUUCGUUUGGAGCAGCCAUGCGACUGUAAGUCAGGGCAGAAGAAAUGUACAUGCCACCGACCAGGCAAAGACGAGUCCUGGCUGUUCUCUCGGUUCUCUACGGGCUGGAGCUGUGGUUUGCAUGCCGACUGGACAGAGCUCACCAACUGUGUACCUGUCAUAAUGGACAAGAAGAAAGCUCAAAAGAACAAAAGGAACUUCUACUACAUAACCAUGCUGCGUGACCCCGUCUCCCGCUACCUGAGCGAAUGGAAGCACGUGCAGCGCGGCGCCACCUGGAAGACCUCCCUGCACAUGUGUGACGGGCGCUCGCCCACGCAGGACGAACUGCCCACCUGCUACAGUGGGGACGACUGGUUGGGCGUCACCCUGACCGAGUUCAUGGACUGCCCGUCUAACCUGGCCAACAACCGGCAGGUGCGCAUGCUGGCCGACCUCAGCCUGGUGGGCUGCUACAACCUGUUAUCCAUGAACGAGAGUGAGCGCAACCACAUCCUGCUGGGCAGCGCCAUGAACAAUCUGAAGAACAUGGCCUUCUACGGCCUGACCGAGUUCCAGCGCAAGACGCAGUACCUGUUUGAGCGGACGUUCAGCCUGCGCUUCAUCGCCGCCUUCACGCAGAUCAACAGCACACGCGCCGCCAACGUGGACCUGAGCGAGGCUGUGCGCCGCCGCAUCGAGGAGCUAAACUACCUGGACGUGCAGCUGUACGAGUACGCCAAGGACCUGUUCCUCCAGCGCUUCCAAUACACCCGCCAGCGGCAGCACCAGGAGGAGCGCUUGAAGAGGCGCGAGGAGCGCCGUUGGCUGCGGGAGCAGCGGGAGCAGAGCAGGGACUCUCUCCCCAAACGACAGGUGGGCGGGGGAGGGGGCGGAGACGAGCUUGUCACCACCACCGAAGACUACACCAGCCAGGUGGCUCGCUGGUGAGGUCCCACUCCUAACCACCCAGAGAUAGGCACAGAACAGUCAGUCUCACAUGGUACUCUCUCUCUGUCUCUCUCUGUCUCUCUCUGUCUCUCUCUGUCUCUCUCUCUCUCUCUCUCUCAGUCUCUCUCUGUCUCUGUCUCUCUCAUUCUCUCUCUCUCUCAUUCUCUGUCUCUCUCAUUCUCUCUCUCUCUCAUUCUCUCUCUCUCUCAUUCUUUCUCUCUCUCAUUCUCUCUCUCAUUCUCUCUCUCUCUCUCUCAUUCUCUCUCUCUGUUUCUGUCUACUAUCUAUAUAUCUCUCUUUCUCAGUUUCAGCUCUGCUAAAGUUUCUUGGUUUGUUUUUGUGCUCCUGCACUUUCCUGCCUAUCAGUCAUAGUUAGCUAUAAUCAUGCAGGUUGUGAUAACUCUUAAAGAGAACACAAUCAAAAGGCGCUGCUUAUAAUGACUUUUUUAAUUGCAAUUUAGUGAGAGUUUACAUGCACACUAAUAAUACGACCUUAAACAGAUUCUGGCAGGAAACUCUGCAAUAGUCAUCUAAACACCUUAUUCUGUGAUCAUUUUCGGCCCUCGUGCUCACGACGUCACACUCUGUGGUUUACCAUGGUGGUGGAGCCCACGCCAAAACCACUGUUGGAUCAGCUAAUCUGAUGUGUUGUUCUGUUAUGAGCAUUCCAACUAUCCAAUGACAAAAUUUCCAUUAAAAUAUUAAUUUACUUCUGAUUUGAUAGUUCUGUCUCGUCACUGAGCACAGUUUUGGUCCAUUAACCUUAACCUGUGAGUGGAAUUGUUUAUGUUGUUUACGUUAGUGUGUAUCCAGUUCGUUAAUUUACUGUAAUGUAAUAGUAAUCCAUGAUCCAAAUUAGGCCUACGCUUGGACUAAAAAGCCUGCUAAAUGAAUAAUUAAUAGUAAUAAUAUUGAAAGUGCUUUUUUGACCAAGAAUACGCAGCAUCUGGUUCCGGGAAAACUAGUCCUUUGCGUUUUAAGUAAUUGUUUGAGCUAAUAAAUUAUUAUAAUGGUGUGUGUGUAUAUACCUCCUUUGGUGUGUGUGUGUGUGUGUGUGUGUGUGUGUGUGUGUGUGUGUGUGUGUGUGUGUGUGUGUGUGUGUGUGUGUGUGUGUGUGUGUGUGUACGCUCAUGUAUGUGUGUGUUUUUGUCAUCAUUGUAUAUUGGUCACAAUGCCAUUGAGCCAACACACCCACUAUGUUAAUACAUUACCUCAUAAUUUUCAAAUCAACAUUAUGGAUACAAUACCAUGAGUGUUUUUUCACUUUUCUUUCAAAAGGAUGGAAUGUGCUGUGAAAAAAAUUGCUGUGACAAAAACAACAUCUUAUUUUCAUGUAGUUGUUAUCUGCUCAAACUUACAGAAGUGUGAUGUAUAUAUUGAUGCAAAGUCUGGAAAUUCUGAAAUUAAUAUUUCAAAUGCUAUGAUCUCUGUGUAAAUGAAGUGAUGAAAGUGGACCUAAAAAGGUCAUGUCACACUAGAUAUUGUACUGCCAUUCCCUAAUCCCUGUGAUAGGCCAUGUUGUGAUAGAGUGAUUUGAAUAAACUUCAACUGUCGUUCAACUUAAGUGCACAUCUUUGAAUAACAGAUAAUCUUACAUUUAUGUAUUGCAAAAGAGGUUUUGUCUUAAAGGGAAAGGGGUUAUAUAUCAUCACUCUGGGAAGUGGUGUUUAAGGUUAACUUUCUAAAUGUAUGAAUCUGUAUGUUCCUCGUCAAAUGAUUGUGUAUGAAAAGGGCGGUCUCGAUUCCAUUUGACGUGUCAUACUUUAUCAGCAAUUUUCUUGUCAGGUCUACAAAGCUGGGUGAAUACUACUUCAGAUAUUAGAAAUAAAUGCCUUGAUCAACCAUG